UAAACGUGAAACGACGUACAUAGGGAUAGGGAUAUUUGGAUUAGGUUUUUGGUUUUCUUUCACCGGCGGCGAAAGUAAGGUUGUGCAAAUGGAAUGAUGAUUGAUUAAUGGUAUUAAUACUUUUGUUGUGUGUUUCAGGAUCUGGUAAAAUGACGACGUGUACGAAAUACCCGUUUUAUCAUCAGAAGAAAGGGUGGAAGCCUGCUCUGGUGUGAGCGGAUACGUUCAAAGCUGGUGCCUUUGAUCGGUUGACAACUUCAACAACAUUAGUCACUCCCAUCGCCACCUACUUCGUCGCGUUUUCGGCUUCGAGCGCGUUACCUUGCGUGUUGAUACCGGCGGCAACGGAUUAGCGUUGCUUCGAGAAUGUCGAAAUCCUUCACAAAUCCGAGUUAAUUUUUUUAGAUCUGCGCUGUUUUUCGGAUCUGAAAUUGGUGAGAGAUUGUGCGUCGAUUCUGGAUUUGUAACUUGAACAACGAUGGUUGGUGGAGUCGAGGCCGGCUUCCCCUUCUCCUUCUGUGGUGGAUCAUUCUUGUUUGAGUCGUCGGGACUGGUGGUGGUGCGAACCACCGUGAGAGGCUAUUCGGUGAGGACGGACUUGCCAUUGCAGGAGAAAAAUCCCCAGUUUCCGGUGAAAGUUUCUGGAUGGUGGGGUGGGAUGGGAGGAAGAAGAUAGGAAUAAGGCAACAUGAUCGGAGUGUGAGUUUCGAACGCCAAGAAGAUGCACUUGCGACUUCGAGCAGCCACUUCCACUGCGAACCCAUUCAUCCCACCCGCUCACCUCAUCCACUCCAUCCCUCAAUGGUUCUCCAUCCUCCGCCACGCCAUCGCCGCCUCCGACUUACCCCUCGGAAAGCGCGCCCACGCCCGCAUCCUAACUUCCGGCCACCACCCCGACCGCUUCCUCACCAACAACCUCAUCACCAUGUACUCUAAAUGCGGCUCCCUCUCCUCCGCCCGCAAACUGUUCGACACAACGCCCGACACAAGCCGUGAUCUUGUUACCUGGAACGCCAUCCUCUCCGCCCACGCCGACAAAGCGCGCGACGGCUUCCACCUCUUCCGCCUCCUCCGCCGCUCCUUCGUCUCCGCCACGCGCCACACUCUCGCCCCCGUCUUCAAAAUGUGCCUCCUCUCCGCCUCCCCCUCCGCCGCCGAGUCCCUCCACGGCUACGCCGUCAAGAUCGGCUUACAAUGGGACGUGUUUGUCGCCGGUGCUUUGGUCAACAUUUACGCCAAAUUCGGACGAAUCAGAGAGGCACGCGUUCUGUUCGAUGGAAUGGGUUUGAGGGACGUUGUUCUCUGGAACGUCAUGAUGAAAGCUUACGUCGACACUGGUCUCGAAUACGAAGCGCUGCUUCUCUUCUCUGAGUUUAACCGAACUGGACUCCGUCCCGAUGACGUCACUCUCUGUACUCUCGCGCGGGUUGUGAAAAGUAAACAAAAUGUUUUGGAAUGGCAGUUGAAGCAGCUUAAAGCUUAUGGAACGAAGUUGUUUAUGUAUGAUGAUGAUGAUGAUGGUUCGGAUGUUAUUGCAUGGAACAAGACACUGUCUUGGUUUCUUCAGAGAGGUGAAACUUGGGAAGCUGUUGAUUGUUUUGUGGAUAUGAUUAACUCGCGUGUUGCCUGUGACGGCUUGACUUUUGUUGUGAUGCUGUCUGUGGUUGCCGGUUUGAACUGUCUUGAGCUGGGGAAACAGAUUCACGGCAUUGUUGUGAGGUCUGGGUUGGAUCAAGUUGUCUCUGUUGGGAAUUGCCUUAUCAAUAUGUAUGUUAAGACUGGCUCCGUUUCUCGUGCAAGGACAGUGUUUUGGCAAAUGAAUGAAGUGGAUUUGGUAUCGUGGAACACCAUGAUAUCUGGUUGCGCGCUGAGUGGUUUGGAGGAGUGUUCUGUUGGGAUGUUUGUUGAUUUAUUACGUGGUGGUUUAUUGCCGGAUCAAUUCACUGUUGCGAGCGUUUUGAGGGCUUGUUCCUCUCUUGGAGGAGGUUGCCAUCUUGCCACACAGAUUCAUGCUUGUGCAAUGAAAGCUGGUGUUGUCUUGGAUUCAUUUGUUUCAACAACUCUGAUUGAUGUGUAUUCCAAGAGUGGGAAGAUGGAGGAGGCGGAAUUUCUUUUUGUUAACCAAGAUGGAUUUGAUUUGGCAUCUUGGAAUGCUAUGAUGCAUGGAUACAUUGUGAGUGGUGAUUUUCCUAAGGCAUUGAGGCUUUACAUUUUAAUGCAAGAAAGUGGAGAGAGAGCGAAUCAGAUUACUCUGGCGAAUGCGGCUAAAGCUGCUGGGGGAUUAGUGGGGCUUAAACAAGGGAAGCAAAUUCAGGCUGUUGUUGUGAAAAGGGGGUUUAAUUUAGAUUUGUUUGUCAUUAGUGGUGUUCUUGACAUGUAUCUAAAAUGUGGAGAGAUGGAAAGCGCACGGAGAAUUUUCAAUGAAAUACCUUCGCCUGAUGAUGUUGCUUGGACUACUAUGAUAUCAGGAUGUGUGGAGAAUGGACAAGAGGAGCAUGCUCUUUUCACGUACCAUCAUAUGAGACUUUCCAAGGUGCAGCCUGAUGAGUAUACCUUUGCUACCCUUGUCAAGGCUUGCUCUCUUUUAACGGCAUUGGAACAAGGGAGACAGAUUCAUGCAAAUACUGUAAAGCUAAACUGUGCAUUUGAUCCUUUUGUAAUGACCUCACUUGUUGACAUGUAUGCUAAGUGUGGGAAUAUAGAAGACGCACGUGGUUUGUUUAAAAGAACAAACACGAGUAGGAUUGCCUCAUGGAAUGCCAUGAUAGUAGGAUUAGCUCAACAUGGAAAUGCUGAGGAAGCCCUUCAGUUUUUCGAAGAGAUGAAAUCUAGGGGAGUAACACCAGAUAGAGUUACUUUUAUAGGGGUUCUUUCUGCGUGCAGUCACUCUGGUUUGGUAUCUGAAGCCUAUGAGAAUUUUUAUUCCAUGCAGAAAAUCUAUGGUAUUGAACCUGAGAUUGAGCACUAUUCUUGUCUUGUUGAUGCCCUUAGCCGUGCAGGGCGGAUACGAGAAGCUGAAAAGGUGAUAUCAUCAAUGCCUUUUGAAGCUUCUGCUUCAAUGUAUAGAACACUGCUUAAUGCUUGUAGGGUUCAGGUAGACAGAGAAACAGGAAAGCGUGUAGCAGAAAAGCUUUUGGCCUUGGAGCCAUCUGAUUCAGCUGCUUAUGUUCUUUUAUCCAAUGUUUAUGCGGCUGCUAACCAAUGGGAAAAUGUGGCGAGUGCUAGAAAUAUGAUGAGAAAAGCAAAUGUGAAGAAGGAUCCAGGGUUUAGUUGGGUAGAUUUGAAGAACAAGGUGCAUUUGUUUGUAGCUGGUGAUAGGUCACAUGAAGAAACUGAUGUUAUAUAUAAUAAGGUGGAGUAUAUCAUGAAGAGGAUCAGAGAAGAAGGAUAUCUCCCUGACACAGACUUCGCACUUGUUGAUGUAGAAGAAGAAGAUAAAGAGUGUUCUUUGUAUUAUCAUAGUGAGAAGCUAGCAAUAGCUUAUGGGCUUAUGAAAACUCCACCAUCCACUACAUUAAGGGUUAUUAAAAACCUCAGAGUGUGUGGAGAUUGCCAUAAUGCAAUCAAAUAUAUAUCAAAGGUUUUUGAGCGAGAGGUUGUUUUGAGAGAUGCAAAUCGAUUUCAUCAUUUCAGGAGUGGGGUUUGCUCUUGUGGUGAUUACUGGUGACAAUUGAAUAUUUCCCUUAACACUACCCCAUUAUUUAAGUGGGCUUAUGUGAGAGCCAUCAGCUAACCUUCCUUUUCUUGGCUCCUCUUUGUCAUUGACUUCCAAAGUAAGUACUAGCUAGGUAUAGAGAUACACUUGAUUUCAGUCUUUACAACAUUGUUGUUAGGACCGGACCAAAUAGGUCGGUUCAACCAAAAUUCAGUUGCUAGGCCAGUUUGAUCAAUCUUUAAAACUGGUCUUGUAAAGAAUUAGUUCAAAAUCAGCUAGAACCAA
Glycine soja is the source of this 3940-nucleotide messenger RNA. Its product is annotated as pentatricopeptide repeat-containing protein At4g33170. Gene Ontology annotation, biological process: RNA modification. NCBI's taxonomy places the organism in Eukaryota, Viridiplantae, Streptophyta, Magnoliopsida, Fabales, Fabaceae. The transcript has 2 exons. The record is from RefSeq and is a predicted model, not a curated record. Gene Ontology annotation, molecular function: protein binding; zinc ion binding; RNA binding. The coding region runs from base 722 to 3667 and encodes 981 amino acids.